Ilex paraguariensis (yerba mate) is the source of this 1038-nucleotide messenger RNA. Lineage: Eukaryota; Viridiplantae; Streptophyta; Magnoliopsida; Aquifoliales; Aquifoliaceae. The record is from the annotation of a GenBank genome assembly.
AUGGACUCCUGCCCUCAAGUCCCUUCUUCGUCAUCAUCUUCGACGGCGUCGCCUUUGUCGUCGUCGGCGCCGGAGAAAGGAUGGGGAGUGAAGGUAUCAGAAGCAGUAUUAUCAGUAUAUAACUCUCUCCCAAAGAAAGGAAAGCCUCAGGGUCGUGAAGUCACCGUCAUGGCCGCCUUUCUCAUCUCUUCCCCUUCUCUAGAGUUGCAAGUGGUUGCAAUGGGAACGGGGACGAAAUGCCUUGGGCGAACCCGUCGGAGUCCGCGAGGAGAUGUUGUGAAUGAUUCUCAUGCUGAAAUUAUAGCAAGAAGAGCUUUACUGAGGUACUUCUACACAGAGAUUCUAUGUCUGACAAACGUCUGUUGUAACCAAAAACAUGAUAAUGGAAUUUUGCAAUUGCAAGGUGAUGAUGCUACAAAUUCGCUUUUCCGUUUAGAUAGUGAUGGUUCUGGCCAAGGAAAAUACAAAAUGAGGGCAGGCUGGCAAUUACAUUUAUACAUAUCACAGUUGCCAUGCGGAGAUGCCCCAGUUAGUUCACAUCCAUUUUCUUUGCAAAAUAGUCAUGUUAGAGAAAAGGAUUCAUGGUCCUCUACAAGCAAUCUUGAUAAAUAUGUUGACAAAAUUUUAGAGUCUUCCAUAUGCAAGGAAGGUAAUCGCUCAGAAGUCAUUGGCACAGUUCAAAGGAAACCUGGUCGGGGUGAUACAACUUUGUCAGUUAGCUGCUCAGAUAAGAUUGCCCGUUGGAAUGUUGUCGGAGUUCAAGGAGCUUUGCUUUUUCACUUUCUUCAACCAGUUUACCUUUCUUCCAUAGCUGUUGGACAAUCCUGUUAUGAUUCUGAAAAUUAUUUGAUCGAAGAUCACUUGAGAAGGACUUUAUAUGAUAGGGUCCUACCUUUGUCAAGCAAGCUAAUGGAUCCCUUUAAAGUGAAUAAGCCACUUUUUUGCAUAGCUCCGAUACCGCCAAAGGAGUUUCAGCAUUCUGAGACUGCACUGGACACUUUAACCUGCGGUUUACAGGUAUUCAAUAUGCUGGAAUAA